Argiope bruennichi is the source of this 571-nucleotide messenger RNA. RefSeq lists its product as uncharacterized. The transcript is spliced from 5 exons. Lineage: Eukaryota; Metazoa; Arthropoda; Arachnida; Araneae; Araneidae. Bases 87 to 515 code for a protein of 142 amino acids. The record is from RefSeq and is a predicted model, not a curated record.
AGAGUAGCAUCGCUACAGCAACUUCGUAGAUAUUGUAAAUCACGCGUAUUUUUUCUUAAAUAUAGUUUGAUGCAGUUUCUUCUUAAAUGGUGCGAAGACGUCUUGUUCGGCUUGGAAUCGAUUCAACAAAUGUUUUAGAUCAAUUCCAGAGGAUGCGAAUGCACGUGUCUCUGGUUCGAAGAACACGUGCAAGAAAUAUUGUGUCUUCGUUUCUUGUGCUUUGGAACUUGUGCCAAACACGCUCCUCUAAGUUUCAGUACGAAGGCCAUGAACCGAGAUCUGAUGAUUAUUCUGGAGAAUUCCAUGUGCUAUUAGAGAGUAUGCGAGUACUAUUGUUCCUACCAGAAAGCUAUAUUAUCCCGAGGCGCUCAAGCGAGUUAUCUCUUUCAAGAAUUUUGUUCGUAGUGGGAAAUGUAUCAAACAGGCAAAAUAAGCAAGUGACUAAAGACCCUGCAAAUUCCAGGAGGAAAAUUCUUCAGAUUUGUUUGAUUUAUUUUCCAGAAAAGUCUGAAUGAGAAAACUAAAAAUGGAGAAGAAAUAAAGAAACGAAUAAAAGAAGAAACAUUCUCCA